Molecule: messenger RNA, 1806 nt
Organism: Zasmidium cellare ATCC 36951
Lineage: Eukaryota; Fungi; Ascomycota; Dothideomycetes; Mycosphaerellales; Mycosphaerellaceae
Exons: 1
Coding region: 1-1806 (601 amino acids)
Source: RefSeq, a predicted model, not a curated record
AUGGCGUUCCAGCAGCCGCAACAACGACCACAGCCCUCGCGUCACAUCUCCCUGCCCAAACAGUCCGAGCAACCUGUUCCAGUAUCACCAGCGCGAACGCGACCGGUUGAGGAAUCACAGGAAUGGAUCCUCUUCUCACCCCAGAACGACGGCCAGUCGAUAUCACAGACGUCGCAGACCCCGCGCACCGCCACCCAUCUCUCCGACUUUGGCUCUCUUGAGACACAUGUCAGGUCGCAACCGAUUGGCAACAGUCAAGACGACGACGAGGAUAUCACAUGUCAGGGCACUGAGGACGACGACGGUGCCGAACUGGACAGCUUGGACGAUGGACUUCACGCCUUUCACCACCCCUUCUCAGCCUCGUCGAACCACUUAGAUCAAAGCGGCGGGACUGUUCUACCGACACAUGACGGAUUUGGAACGUUCCCAUCGUCAUCGGCGGCGUUGCAAGAGCAGCUGUGGCAAUUUGAGCGACAUAACCCUCAUCGAAAGAAUAAACAUGCUAGAAGGCGAAGCAGCGUUCAGAGACGGCUGGAUUUGUUGGAAGAAGAGGAAAACUUGGACCCUGAAGAUGAGCGGACAGCGCGCAUUGAGAGGUGGCGAUUGGAUCAGAGUAGAGCGGUGUUGGAGGAGAUUGAACGCGAAACGAGGAGGCGACGACGACGAUUGAGUCGGAUGAGCACCGCAACGAGUGGUUACGACAGGCGACAAUCGGUACAUGAUGCAUUGGCUUCGAAGGUCUUGACCCGGCAGGAUUCCGUCAUUCCAGAGGAGCCACAGACGAUCAAGGAGCCUCAACAAAGCGAAUCGUUCUGGAGGAGAAUCACCCGGAAAGUCAUCCAAGACCUUAUUGGAUUGGAUGAGAACACGCUAUCGGUUAUCUUCGGCGAGCAACUGGUUGAUGAUGCAUCACCAACACCAACACAACCAUCGCCCAUUGCAGCUGCUGCAAGACAGGAGUCGCGAGUUGCCUUCCAUGACCCAGAGCCUACCUGGGAGAUCAAGUUACUUGAUCGAAUUGCACGCGAGCUGGGCAUUCUCGUGCAUCAGCUGGCCGAGUAUGACGGCACUGCUUUCAACACGUAUAAGAACGCUCAGCAAGAGCAUAUCGACUAUGCUGGCUUGCCACGAAACAUCCCACGACAGCCAUCUCUCCGACAGCGCCGCCGUCUGGACAAAGCGCGAAAUGAGCAGGAUGCAGCUCAAUUCCCACCCACAAUCCCACAAUCACCGCUUCCCCAGACCGAGACCACCGACAGUUCACUCUGGGGUAUUGAAGAGGAACCUGAUGAGGCAGCUGACGAGAACUUGGUGGCCUUGCAGCAAGAGCGAGAAUAUUGGGAGAAAGAUGUCGACGUGAAGAUGAUCUUCAACUAUCUAAAGACACGAUUCUCCAGCGCAGCGACCGAAGACGCACCCACCGCCGCCGAGGAAUCCAGUGGACCCCUGCCUGCAUCUUGGGUGACUUCAACCGCCGGCCCAUCAGCACUGAGCACAUCCCCAGAAGGCCUGCGCAGAGCCGAGAUCAUCAAACAGCAACACCCCCUCGUCUCCCGCGCUGCCGAACGCGCCCGAGCAACCGCAGCGCAAACCAGAAGACGAGACAGCCUGCUGCGACGCCACCAAAUGCAAACCCUCAUGCUGAAACGCACCGGUAGCAGCAGCUGCGCCAGCCAAAGCACCAAACGAAGUCGCCACACCCGCAGCGGCAGCUCGCGCCACUACUGGGAUCUCGGCCAGACCAGCAGCGUAGGCAGCGGGCACGCCAUGAGCAGUGCUCUGGGCGGUUGGGGCGAGGUGUAG